This is a messenger RNA of Colletotrichum gloeosporioides, 2040 nucleotides long. RefSeq lists its product as uncharacterized. Gene Ontology annotation, molecular function: zinc ion binding; DNA-binding transcription factor activity, RNA polymerase II-specific; DNA binding. The record is from RefSeq and is a predicted model, not a curated record. Gene Ontology annotation, biological process: regulation of DNA-templated transcription; DNA-templated transcription. The transcript is spliced from 3 exons. Lineage: Eukaryota; Fungi; Ascomycota; Sordariomycetes; Glomerellales; Glomerellaceae. Bases 1 to 2040 code for a protein of 679 amino acids. Gene Ontology annotation, cellular component: nucleus.
AUGACGAACCAAGAUAUGUCGCACUACACUACCACGUUUCGAGUGUCCCGUCCCCAUCGGAUUGCCCGCAACCGGCCAACCGUGUCUUGCUCCACCUGUCGAGCUCGGAAGUUGAAAUGCGAUAGACAACAGCCUUGCGGCGCAUGCCAGAAACGAGGCCACGAGGACUCAUGUCGCUUCGAGCCUGCCCCAAAGCAGCAGCUUGCCUCUUCUUCCAUCGGCGACAGUCAAAAUCGAAUCAGAAUCGGGCUGAGGCAGAUGCAACAUGUGCUUCAAGGUCUUCUCAGCCAAUCUGGUCAGACCCAAACCCAAAACCAACCAAUCAAAGCUGGUAGCGAGCUGGAAAUUCCUUGCCAUCAGUUGAUGGAGAGUAUCAACCGCAUUCAGAAUAUGUUGGAAGACGACAGCCGCCCUAGAGCCCCAACUACUGCCCUGGACGAACAAACUCUUCCGGACCUGGGGCUUGGAUUCAUCAGUAAAGCUACUCUGACAGAUAUCAUGGAGACUUUGCCGUCCCGCCAAGUUGCUGACAGAACAAUAUCUGCCUACUUCAACGCCAAGCAUGUGACGGUUCCUUUUAUCCACACGCAUCAAUUCAGAAGACAAUAUGAGGCCUUUUGGGGUGACCCCGCCGCUGCGAACCUCUUGUGGGUCAGCAUCCUCUUCUCAGUUCUGGCCACUGGGGCUGUCGUCCUGGGUGCAAAGGCAGCAUCUACCUCUGAUUCAAAUCACUAUUUGGCCUACGUCACCAUGUCAGCGCGGUGUCUCGUCGCAGGCCAGUACCAGAAAGCUACGGAGUUCUCGGUCGAAGCCUUGGUCAUGCAUGGUCACUCGCGUGCUCUCCAAAGGGGCAACAAAGACGUCGACAUGUCUCAACUGCAAGCAUUGACUCUUCGCAUGGCGCAACGGCGAUGCUAUCAUCAAGAAGCAGACAAGCUACUGCCGACUUUUACACCCUUCGAAGCAGAGAUGAGACGCCGGGUGUGGUAUUUGAUCCAAUACUAUGAUGUGAUGUUCUCCCUCGAGUACGGGCUACCACCACUUAUUCAUGACGAUACAUUUACUACCUUUCAUCCAACAAAUGUCACCGACGACGAGUUUGACGAAGAUGUCGUCUACUUGACGCCUCGACCGAUAGAAGAAGCUCAACCUAUGCUUCUCUGUGUGUGCAUCUCUCAUCUAUUACCAAUACUACGACGAAUCAUACGCCACGCUUUGGGUUUAAACACAUGCACCUACUCAGACGCCUUGUCUCUCGAAGCCAAACUGAAGACGUGGUACGCAUCGAUCCCGCCUAGCCUACGCAUACGCGCCAUUAAAGAUACCUCGUUCACGGACCCGAAUCACAUUGUCAUGCAACGUAUCAUGCUUGAGCUCAUGUAUACUAUGGGAACCGUCCUCCUGUACCGCCCGUUUCUCGAUCUGAUGAAUCUCAAUAAUCCUGAGUGUCAAGUGGCGCUCAACGUCUGUCGGAGGCUGGCUGUGAAAUCUGUCGGCGUCCAUGUAGAAUUCGAUCAUGAAAUGCAGGAAGGCGGAAGACUAUACCAGGAUCAGCCCAUCCCCUCGGGCUUGUCGGUGAAUGACUUCUUUAUAGCGACGAUAGUGGCACCCCUCGAGUUUUUCGACUGUCCGAACCUACCGCCAGGUGAAGAGGACCAUAUCAUCAACCUGCUUCAAACAGCAACGCAGCUGUGGUCCAAGAGAUCAGUUGCCUCCACUCAUGUGCGUGAAAGCACGAGACUCCUCCGGCUGAUUGCAGCAAAGGCUCAAACGGCCAGCCAAGGACGAUACCACGUCCCAUACCCGGUUCCAAGGUCAUCCACCGCUGCCGAAGCAGAAAUAGAGGAACAUGGGUAUUUGGCGCCGCAGCAAUAUCCCAGCGGGGAAGGAGGUUCUGCAGAAUCAGACAUUGCUUUUGAAGUCGGGCUUAUUGACUGGAGCAACGCUGUGGGAAUUGACUGGGACCCAGCCAAUUUUUGUCCCGACUUUGAGACGGUCAAUCAAGCAAUAUCAAGGAAACCGUUCCUCGACACUCAGUGA